Molecule: messenger RNA, 392 nt
Organism: Priapulus caudatus
Lineage: Eukaryota; Metazoa; Priapulida; Priapulimorpha; Priapulimorphida; Priapulidae
Product: threonine aspartase 1-like
Exons: 3
Coding region: 1-249 (82 amino acids)
Biological process (GO): protein maturation
Molecular function (GO): threonine-type endopeptidase activity
Source: RefSeq, a predicted model, not a curated record
AUGAAGGCAUUAGAGGAAGGUAAAUCAGCUAUAGAUUCAGUCACUGACUCACUGCUACUAUCGUUGCCAUUGGAGGAUAAUAUUUGGACCAAUGCAGGCAGAGGUUCUAACCUAACAAUACAGGGAACAGUGGAGUGUUAUGCGGGACUCAUGGAUGAGAGGUCACUAGGAUUUGGUGCCGUAGGAGCCGUACCAGAUAUACAGAAUCCAGUGCUGGUAGCCCGGAAGUUAUUAAGCCAACAAGGCUGAAUUUUGCCAAGAAGGCAAUCUCUCUCUAGGGCGUAUUGCCCUGUGGUAAGAGCCCGGUUAGUUACCUACGACGAGUGUGGUAUUAUGAUGGUGGUGAAGAAUGUACAGUCACAUCUCUAUAUAAUGAUUACUGAAAGGGAAAG